Molecule: messenger RNA, 1269 nt
Organism: Cryptococcus wingfieldii CBS 7118
Lineage: Eukaryota; Fungi; Basidiomycota; Tremellomycetes; Tremellales; Cryptococcaceae
Product: dynactin 2
Exons: 5
Coding region: 1-1269 (422 amino acids)
Biological process (GO): mitotic spindle organization
Cellular component (GO): dynactin complex; cytoplasm
Source: RefSeq, a predicted model, not a curated record
AUGUCGUCCAAGUACAGCGGCCUCCCGGAUAUCGCAAGUGACACCGCAGCGGACAUCUUCGAGACAGUCGACGAACCAGACACCCUGCUCAAACCCAGCGAGAACAAUACUGGAGACGCUGAUGCCCCAGUAAAGCCCCAAUCAGAGGCGAUCAAUGCCAAAGGCCUUCCCUCGCGACGUCAAGCCGAGCGUGUCUUUGCUCGUGGGGCAAGGCGGCCAGAGAACGCGACAGUAUCGUUCAGACCUCGUCUCCCGCCACUGUCCCGCUACGGAUCCUCUUCCUCCUCCGACUCUGAUGAGCCCUCACCUCUACCACGCGAAACCCCGGCUGCCCGGCUGAGGCGGUUGAAAGCAGAGCUCGCCGAAGUCGAAGCUCAACUCGGAUCGUCCUCUCAGACCCAAUCUCAUCCCGUGCCUCAGCCCCAGGCAGAGGGGAAGCGAAAGUCGGUCUUGCCGCACAGACAGCCUGUGGACGUCGUUUCAGAGCUGGCCAAUGUCAGAGAAAGACUGGAAACGAUGGAGAUGAGGGAUCUGCCUGCUGGAGAGGUGGAAAGCCGAGGCGGGGAAUGGAGUGAGAGAUUGUCAAAGCUCACGGCAGCCGAGAAACGCAAAGAAGUGUCUGUUGGUCAGAGCACGGCGGGUGAGAAGGACGUAAAGCUAUCUGAUGUGGACAAGAGACUUGCGGCACUGGAGCAAGCUGUCGGCCCUAUUGGAGAUGGCAUCGACCAGACCAAUACUCCUUUGCUGCCAUCUAUCAACAAACAUGACCACCUCCUCACUCUCCUCACCCAACCCCGCCAUCUCGAUGCCAUCUCCCGGCGCGUCAAGCUUUUGCUCGUCGACCUCGACCGUGCUGCUACUGCCUCCCGUCGUGGGCCUGGUGGCUCUGCCAUUACCCAACCAGGUGGCGGGGAAAAGGCGACGGGCACGGAUCUGGCAUUGACCCAAGCAGAGUACAACCAACUCCAAUCUCUUUUCGGCGUAUUACCAAGAUUGGACCCACUUUUGCCGAUCCUGACACCUCUUCUCGCCAGGUUGAGAUCUCUCUCGGCGUUACACUCUGAAGCGAGCGAUAUCGCCUCGGCCCUGAAGAAACUGCAGACGAGAGAUAGGAAGAGCGUGGAAGAGGUGAAGGAGCUGGAGGUGGUGGUGGAGAGUGUGCAGAAGGGUCUGGGAGAGGCGGUUGAGGGGAUCAGGAGGAACUGGGAAGGGCUGGAGGGAAGGAUGAAGAGUCUGGAGGAGAGGUUGCAGAGGGUUGAGAGACAAUAA